AUGGUCACGUACACUGCCCCUCCGACAAUGAGCAAGGCUCACAACAGCUACCCUUUUCCUCCCGGAAGUUAUCAUCCAACCGACCCUUCCUCGGUAGGACCUGCUCAUCCAAUCACCGGCUCGAAAUUUAACCACAAGCUCAAGAAACUCUGGGAACGCCGCCCGAAAUUUAUUGCUCCCGUUGGCACCGGUAACACCACUACCGCAACCCUGCCUUCCCCCAUUCUCCCGCACUCCUUGAGCCCCAAGUUUAGAGGCAAGAAAUCUAAUCGUCGCGUGACAAUUGGCACCGAGAAAAUCGGACACCCUCGGGACUUUAUUCAUUUCAAGCAUGUCGGAAUCCACGAUGUCAGGGAAAUUGCCUACCAACCUCGGCAUUCAAUUGGCGCGGGCGCAUUGUUCGAUUCUGCAGGCUUAGGCUCGUCGCUCUAUCGGACGACGGACUCGGAGCCGGAGUCGCAAUCGGAGGAAGACCAGAAGCCGGCAACGAUGCCUAUGACCCGGCGCCGCUCGCACCACGACCGGCGCUCGCUCGGCUCGCCACCCGUCAUACCCGCGUCUCUGCAUGAGCUCCAGUCCAUACCUCCUCCGCCCCGGUCCAACAAAGUCAAGCGGAAAUCCGUCCCCAUCCAUAUCCUCCAAGACCUCCCCGAAUCACCGCCUCCUCCACCCCCCAGAUCCGUCCGCCAAAGUGAAUCUAGCCCUCCGAAUCGCUACCGCUUCUCCUGUCUAUCGAUUGAGGAUUCUAUCAAGGAACUCAUCAGCUACGCCGACCCUCCCGAGCCUGUGGUAGAUGAAAAGGGAAGACCACUCCAUGUGGUUGGCGGGGAGUACAUGUCCCAGACCGUCAAGGCACGAUGGGACGAGAAGAUGGCCGAAAUCGCCCACUCGUUGAAAGCAGAAGCCGCCGCCUCCUAG
Puccinia triticina is the source of this 918-nucleotide messenger RNA. RefSeq lists its product as uncharacterized. Lineage: Eukaryota; Fungi; Basidiomycota; Pucciniomycetes; Pucciniales; Pucciniaceae. The coding region runs from base 1 to 918 and encodes 305 amino acids. The transcript is spliced from 3 exons. The record is from RefSeq and is a predicted model, not a curated record.